GGUUGGUAGUAUUGACGCUAGGGUGACUACGCAUGCCUGCUUGGCGGCCUCCAUCUUUUUUGUAAAGUCAACGAGAAAGUAGAUGCGUGCCGAAACGCGUCUCAAGUAAAAUUAAGUGGUCCCUGUUUUAUUAAUCCCUAAAAAUGGGCGACCAUUACGCCUCUGGCGAUUACAGCGGCGGCGGAUAUUCCGCACAAUAUUCUGUACCUCCACCAAAUUUGUCUUCAGGUGACAAUAGUUAUGGCGCCGGACAGCAGGGAGGAUACAACCAAGGCAGUUAUGCUGCCCAGAAUCCAAGCCAAGAAUGGGGACAACAAGCCGCAGGUGGCAAUAGCUACGCCGGUGGACAAGCAGGAGGAAAUAACUAUGGACAAAGCUAUAACUCCGGUUAUGGAAGUAGCGCAAGUGGCAACGGUGGAGGAUAUGACCGCAACAAUGGCGGUGGUGGAGGUGGAUAUAAUGUGAGCGGCGGAGACCGCGGCGGCAGUGGUUAUGGCAGUGACCGAGGAAGCUCUGGAGGCUAUGGUGGCGGUGACCGUGGAGGAAGCGGUUACGGCGACCGGUCCAGUUACAAUCGGGACAGUGGAAGUAGAGAUGGAGGAUAUGGUGGCGGCGGCAGGGGGGGUGGUUUUAAUAAAGGUGGCGGCGGCGGCUUUGGAGAUCGUGGAGGAGGGGGUGGGGGUGAUAUGGUCACCCAGGAAGACACGAUUUUCAUUCAAGGGAUGGAUCCCGUUACUACUGAAGACGAAUUGUGCCGCCACUUUGGAUCAAUUGGCAUUAUUAAGACCGACAAGAAGACCCAGAGGCCCAAGGUCUGGAUGUACAAAGAUAAGGCUACCGGUCAGCCCAAAGGCGAAGCCACCGUAACGUACGAGGAUUCCAACGCCGCAUCUUCCGCUAUCGAAUGGUUCAACAACAAGGACUUCAACGGAGUCGUCAUCAAAGUGUCCCUCGCGCAACGACAGAACACCUGGGGCGGGGGAAGAGGCGGAGGCGGAGGUGGCGGCGGCGGCGGCGGCUUCCGCGGCGGCCGGGGCGGCGGCGGCGGCCGCGGCGGCGGCGGGCCCCGGGGCGGCGGCGGCGGCGGCGGCGGCCCGCCCUCCGGCAACCGCGAGGGCGACUGGCGCUGCCCCAACCCCAGCUGCGGCAACACCAACUUCUCGUGGCGUAAAGCUUGCAAUAGAUGUAACGAAGAGAAGCCCGGCGGCGGCGGCGGCGACGGCGGCCCGCACGGGGGCGGCGGGGGCGGCGGGCGCGGCGGCGGCGGGCGCGGGGGCGGCCGGGGCGGCGGCUGGGGCGGGCGCGGCGGGGAGCGCGGCGGCGACCGCGGCGGGGACCGUGGCGGCGACCGCGGCGGCGACCGGCGCGGGUACGGCGGCGGCGACCGCAACAGUGGCGGUGCUAUGCGAGGAGAUGGAGGAGGCCGAGAUCGCCAGAGACCGUAUUAAGAAUUAUUUGUUAAUAACCUAAGUUUAAAUUAGCCAUAAGUACUGUAUUCCUCUGACUGAUUCUCCUCUUAAAUGCAUAAGAAUAUCAACAAUGAUACAAUUUAAAUUAAAUGAACUCUAAUUUAAUCCUUUGAUUGUCAUUGACAUGCCGAUCAUAAAAAUAUGUGACUUCAUUUUUGAUGUUCUUUGUAUUUAAGCAUUAAUUAUUUUACUCCAUGAUGACCGUGUUUAUACUAUUUUAAUGAAAUUUUUUAAGUGGGUUAAAAUAAAUCCUUGCUUAUAUAGACUUCUUUAUAUCUAAUUUCAAUAUUGUCAACAAUGUGGUUAAUAGUUCAUAAAAAAUCCCGAGUGCACGGAUCCUUAUUGUCAUUAAUUUACUGAAUAACAUCUGCCGCACAGCCUAGAAAUUUUCAUAACUGGUAAAUCGUGUCAAAAGUCAAUCAAAUAGUAAAUAGCAAUGCAAUAACAUUAACAACAUUUGAAUAUAUCCAUGUGUAGAAUUUCAAUAACAUAGAAGAACUGGUAGUCUGUUAAUUCUUUAUAGCAUUACAAAAGGACCAAAAUUGGUGAAAACAUGAUGAGAAUAUGAGUGACACACCACUAUUUUGAAUGAUGUUUGCAAAAAAGAAAUACUUUAAUACUGUAGACUAAGUUUCGGUAUAAAAAUUAGGUAUGAAAUUGUGACAUUUAUUAAUUGCUAAAUAAAAUAAAAAAGACUCAAAA
Leguminivora glycinivorella is the source of this 2171-nucleotide messenger RNA. RefSeq names its product RNA-binding protein cabeza-like. NCBI's taxonomy places the organism in Eukaryota, Metazoa, Arthropoda, Insecta, Lepidoptera, Tortricidae. Gene Ontology annotation, molecular function: RNA binding; transcription coregulator activity. The record is from RefSeq and is a predicted model, not a curated record. The transcript has 7 exons. Gene Ontology annotation, cellular component: nucleus. Gene Ontology annotation, biological process: regulation of DNA-templated transcription. The coding region runs from base 144 to 1448 and encodes 434 amino acids.